GGCGGCAGCAUAGAAGAGCUCGCGGCGGCGGCGGCGGCGGAGCGGGCGGCGGAGCGAGGUUGCGCGCGCCGAACAUGGCUGAGAAGCAGAAGCACGACGGGAGGGUGAAGAUCGGACACUACGUGCUGGGGGACACGCUGGGCGUCGGCACCUUCGGCAAAGUGAAGAUUGGAGAACAUCAAUUAACAGGCCAUAAGGUGGCAGUUAAAAUUUUAAACAGACAGAAGAUUCGCAGUUUAGAUGUUGUUGGAAAAAUAAAACGAGAAAUUCAAAAUCUAAAACUCUUUCGUCAUCCUCAUAUUAUCAAACUAUACCAAGUGAUCAGCACUCCAACAGAUUUUUUUAUGGUAAUGGAAUAUGUGUCUGGUGGUGAAUUAUUUGACUACAUCUGUAAACAUGGCCGGGUUGAAGAGAUGGAAGCCAGGCGCCUCUUUCAGCAGAUUCUGUCUGCUGUGGAUUACUGUCACAGGCAUAUGGUCGUUCAUCGAGACCUGAAACCAGAGAACGUGCUAUUGGAUGCACACAUGAAUGCCAAGAUAGCUGAUUUUGGAUUAUCUAAUAUGAUGUCAGAUGGUGAAUUUCUGCGAACUAGUUGUGGCUCCCCAAAUUAUGCAGCACCUGAAGUCAUCUCAGGCAGGUUGUACGCGGGUCCUGAAGUUGAUAUCUGGAGCUGUGGUGUUAUUUUGUACGCUCUUCUCUGUGGCACCCUCCCAUUUGACGAUGAGCAUGUGCCUACGUUGUUUAAGAAGAUCCGAGGGGGCGUAUUCUAUAUCCCAGAAUAUCUCAAUCGCUCCGUUGCCACUCUCCUGAUGCAUAUGCUACAGGUUGACCCCCUGAAACGAGCAACUAUCAAAGACAUAAGAGAGCAUGAAUGGUUUAAACAAGAUUUGCCCAGUUACUUAUUUCCUGAAGACCCCUCCUAUGAUGCUAACGUCAUUGAUGAUGAGGCUGUGAAAGAAGUGUGUGAAAAAUUUGAGUGUACAGAAUCAGAAGUAAUGAACAGUUUAUAUAGUGGUGACCCUCAAGACCAGCUUGCAGUGGCUUAUCAUCUUAUCAUUGACAAUCGGAGAAUAAUGAACCAAGCCAGUGAGUUCUACCUCGCCUCUAGUCCCCCAACUGGUUCUUUUAUGGAUGAUAGUGCCAUGCAUAUUCCCCCAGGCCUGAAACCUCAUCCAGAAAGGAUGCCACCUCUUGUAGCAGACAGCCCUAAAGCAAGAUGUCCAUUGGAUGCACUGAAUACAACUAAGCCCAAAUCUUUAGCUGUGAAAAAAGCCAAGUGGCAUCUUGGAAUCCGAAGUCAAAGCAAACCGUAUGACAUUAUGGCUGAAGUUUACCGAGCUAUGAAGCAGCUGGAUUUUGAAUGGAAGGUAGUGAAUGCAUACCAUCUACGUGUAAGAAGAAGAAAUCCAGUGACUGGCAAUAAUGUGAAAAUGAGCUUACAGCUGUACCUGGUUGACAAUAGAAGCUAUCUUUUGGACUUUAAAAGCAUUGAUGAUGAGGUGGUGGAGCAGAGGUCUGGUUCCUCAACACCUCAGCGGUCCUGUUCUGCUGCUGGCUUACACAGACCGCGAUCCAGUUUGGAUUCUGUAACUGCGGAGAGCCAUUCACUCUCUGGCUCUCUCAUGGGCUCCUUCAUCGGAAGCACAUCGUCUUCAGUUCCACCUCGCCUGGGCAGUCACACCAUGGAUUUUUUUGAAAUGUGUGCCAGUCUGAUCACUACGUUAGCCCGUUGAUGAUCUUUCCUUAGUUUCUAUCUUUCUGUUUUUGCACUGUGAAAAUCAGAUAUAUUCUUUAAAUUAUUGUUUUACUUAUGGAUAUCACAUACUCUGCAGUACUGGUUGAGAGCUGUGACUGUCUCCAGGGGACACUCAACGCCACUGAAAUUACUGAAAACGAAAAAGUCUGACAUUUUAUUUACUGUAGACAUCUGUAAUUCUGUUUUGCCUGUGAUAAAUUUACAUAGGUAGUAUCUUUAAUACGUGAACAUUGAUGAAGAUUAUUGUUAAUCAAAGAUUGUGGAUUCACUACGGAUGAUUAAUACACCUUUACUGGUGAACCAUCUCCGUCAAAGGGUGGUUUGGCAACAUCUUCUUGCUUUACUGUUGAGUGUAGAUAAAUCCAGUUUGCUUUCUAAAUUUCAGCAGGCUUUAAGCUGUGUUUAUGCACAAGAAGAUUAAAAAAUAGCACAAACAUUAGUAAGAUAGUAAUUAAAUGUUGAAAUCUCAAGAACCAGCCCCCCAAAUUUCAGAAACCAAGUUCUGCUAGCAGUUUUUGCAAAUAUUGCCCAGUGUUCAACAGAAGGGCUGUGGUCCUGAAACAGGUAACGGCCAUUUCCAGGUUCCUUAAAAAUAGCUAUAACCAACUAGAGGUUUUAUCUUGAGAUUUUCCUGAAUAACAUAUUUAAGAGCCUUCAAGGUUCUACUCAGUACUGGAACAUCUGGAAUUACAACAACAUUUGUAUUUUUCAUAAACUUAUAUCAUUUUACAACAUGCCUUCAAAAUCUACGUUUCUCAAAUUCUUUUUCACUCUAUUUAUUUUUGUACUUCACCAAGCAUGAUAAAAUAGACAGUUAAAUGAAACAAAGCAAGAUGUCAACAGUCUCUUAAAGAGAACUCUUUAUCUUUGAUCCCUUAUUGUGUGUGGUGGCGAGGAGUUUGGUGUGUAUGUGUGUGUCCUGUUGUAUCCCAUAAUGCUAAUUAUUCCUCAGAAGUUUGUUACUGUAUUCACCCCCCUCCCUCACCUUCCCUAGUCACCUUUGUCUUUGUUUAUUGUUUGAUCCUUAGUGGCUAAUUGACUCAGCUUUGACAUCUUUUCUGGUUCUCUUUCUUUGUUCUAUAUCUUGGUUGCUAGCCAUCUGGUUUGAAACACUGUUCUGGCCCUAAGGGCUUUUGUGUACUUCCAGAGCUUGGUAGGCUGUGACUUUCACUGUUGAACCUGGUAGGGCAGGGAAGCCUUAAACAUUCAAAAAAUUCUCUCUUGAAUAAAUAUAUGUGUUGUUUACAUAUAUACAUAUAUGUAUUCGCACCAGUGCUUUUAAAUGAAAAACCAAACUUUUUUUUUUUUUUUGGCUUUGUGCAGGUUUUUUUAAGGCUUUUAAAAAAACAGAAAACCUAUAUACGGCAGGGUAGAUAAUAGCCCAUUGAUUACAUUUUGUUUUAGUAAAAAUAUUUAAUUUUAAAAUUAUGUAUAAUUUAUCGAAUUUGUAUUUAUUCAUUUGUCUUGUUUAAUAUGUUAUAAUUAACAAUCUCAUUCACCUGACUUACCCUAUAAAAGACUAAGCUCUUGAAAACAAAAAGUGACAUUGCCUUGACAGGUUUCUCUUUGCCAAAAAUAAUGUGUUUUCUACCAAGAAGCAAAUGAGAAUGUUAGACCAGAUUUCUCUUGUGUUUAUGAAAGACAAGUAUGUCUAUCUUUAAAGAGCUUUGAGUCAGGAGUUUGCAGUGUGUCACAUCAUAUUGUUUUGCAGAACUUUUUAAAAAUGGUGUUAUAUAACUUUUAAGCCUGACUUCUUAAUAUCAAAAUACAAGGAAUCCUUGUUAGCCAAUUUGGGAAAGAGGGUGGGGUUGCAGUUAAGAUGUGUUAAGUUUAAACCUUUGAAAGAUUGCCAUCUAGUGGCAUCGAAGGAUACUUUUUUGUGAAUAUUUUUAUAGGGAAAAGCAGUCCUGCUGCAUAUAGGUAUGGCAUAAUUUUGGCCUCAACAAAUGUGUAAAUACCUCUUUUGGGAAAAACAGGACAACCUCAUAAUACUUGCCUAUGAAUGGGGUGACCUUCAAAAUAAGGAAUUAAUUUGAUUCCUUAUUCCCAAUGACAAAAUCCCUAACAAUUUUGAAGACAGAGAAAUGGUAGGAAGGAAUCCAGUGGCAUUUUAGCUUCUUUAGUCUAAUGAAUCAAAUGUUAGAAACUUAUAUUAAAGUUGCUUUAAAUGGAUGAUUGUCAUGUUUUUCAAGAGUUAAAAAGUUAUUUACUAUUUUCUCAUUCUUGCCAGUAUUUAUGAAUAUCUACAUUUUGAUAGCCAUCUGUUGAAUUUUAGGAGAACCAAGGGUCACAGUUUGGGUUCUUGUGUCCUUAAGUUUUUAGAGCACAGCUCUUCUGUGAAUGUAGAUGGCGUAGUACUUUGUAGAGACAAGAUUACAGGAGACUCAGCCCAGCAUAAUGGGGCUAGAACAUUUUCAUAGGAGACUCUUUGUUGCUAAUGAGUAGGGAGAGGGAAAGAAAUCAGUUGCUAAAUUCCCACAUUUCAGUCUUGUAAACUGGGUAAUUGUGGAUGUGGUAUGUGGUAGACAGACCUGGGGUAGGAACAGUUUCUUCAUGUUAAGAUUCUGGAGGAGAGCUGCUGUUAUUAGGCUACAGAUAAAGUCUUAGCUAUAUCAUGGAAAUGGAGUCCAUACUGGUUCUAGAAUAGCAUUUCCCAAACUGCCUUCUGUCAGAUGCUCUGUGGAAAAGGGGUUUCAUUGCGCAAGUUUGGAAAAUGAUGCAUGUUACUCUCCUGCUUGAAGAUGACAAAGGAUGUGGGCAUAAAGACUUUGACCAGUCCUUCUGUGAAAAAAAGAAAACCAUUUAACUUUGUUUAAUCCUGCUUUGCCCAGAUUAAUUUAAACAUGGUUUUAAACUUACCAUCCCCUGGGAAAAAACAUAUUUGAAAAAUACUAUUUUAAGAAAAUUAUUGUACCAGGUUGCCAUAAUGGGUAGAUAAGAAUAAAAUUAAGAUUUCCUUUUCCCUUAUCAGUUAUUGGAGAGAAUCUGGUUCAAAAUCAGAAUAAUUUCAUUUUAACCUGUAGACAUAUUCAUCUUGAGCGAAUGCUGGAUUAGUAGAAUUUUAUAUGUCUACAACUUGUUUCAUAGCACCUUGAUUUUCUUAAUCAGGUUGUGGUAUUUUGUGGAGGGCAAAAUUUAUUCUUUUUUGUGUUGAAUGGAUAACUGAAAAACCUUAAACAAGAUUACUUCUAAAAAUGGUCUAAGAGACUAGUAACUAAUGCUUAUGGCUCUAUGGGUAAUGAGUCAAUAACACUGAUUCUUACUUUCAGAAAGUAUAGUCAGUGAACAUUUUCUAAAUACUUUUAUAUAUAGAACACCAUAUUUAGAUCUAAUUCCUGUUAUUCUGUAAUGAAGGAACAAACAACAUCCCGAAUUAGAUAUGUUGGGAGGGAGGGAGGCAAACUAUUAUAAGUUGGGCUUUUGUUUUGAUCAACAAAUUUUUGAGACACUUUUGUAACCACUAGUGUUUGCAUUCCUUGAUACUUGCUAGCUAUAAAGAGAAUCCAAGAGCCUAAAUUAUUCAGAAAUAACAGUAUUCCAUGUCAGGUAAUUGACUAUAUGUAGUACAGACAAUUCUCCCCUUUAUGCAAAUAGGUUUCCUGGGACAGUUACAUAAUCCUGGGCUUGCUUUCUCUUAUUCCCUAGCCAGUUUGUACUCAGGGAAUACAAAUUGAUUUUUUAUUAGAUGAGACAUAAUUGAGAAGUUAAUCAUAGACAACUGUUACAGAUUUUUUGACUAUUUGGAUUUAUCUGUAAAUGUACAGUAUAUUGAGUUAAUAUAAGCAAUGCACCUUCCAUUUAUAAAAUAUAAGAUCUUGGAAUGUGCCUCCCAUAGACACUGCAUGUUUAUCUAUUCACUGGUUAAUAAUUUAAAUCCUGUUAAUGGCUGUGAAAUCUCAAUAUCUAAAUGCUAGACAUGUUCACAGUUUUGUCUGUUUUUAUUUCUUUUUAAAGACCUCCACGUUUUCAAUUUGGCACGUCUUUACCUGAUCAUUCUGUCACUCUGUGACUUAAAAUAGGGAAUGUACUUUAUUUUAAUAAUAGUUCUCAGAAACUCUAAAAUUCUGGAUGAGGGAUCUGUGCAAUCUGUUUGUAAGUCACAUCCUGUGUUGGGCCUCAUUUUUGUAACCUCUAAAGUGGGAGGGAUAGAUUAAAAGACCUCUGAGUUACCUUUCAGCUUUAAAGUUCUGUCUUCUCUGCCUUUUCAUAUGAUUUGUAUUAGUGCUCACUUUUUACACAUUUAGAGAUUUUAUACUUGUGUGAAUGGUCUGUAUUUGUUUGGCGAGGUGUUUUGAAGGUAUAUACUAAAAUAUUUUUUUAAAUACAGCUGCCCCCCUGGAAUACAAAUGGUAAAAAUCAUCCAGAAAACCAAACAUGUUAAAAUGUCAUGUGCACUUGCCAUAAAGCAAAAGAUUACUAAUUUGGAGUGAUGGAAGUGUUCCAUACAUUUUAAUAGUGAUUUUUAGAUCCAGAGACCCUCCAUAUCUUCUAUUAACUUAUUUAAUACGUUACGGUAACCUUGUGAGUUAACGAUUUUCCAGAUGAGAAAGCAGGACCAGAAAGCUCUUCACAAGGCUUUAAUGCCAUACAAGUGUUCAGUGAUGAUCACUGCUCUUUAUAUGCCCCCUUUCUCUGGGGAAAACAGUCUGAAUCACUGAAAUUAUCUGCAUAGUUGAGUAAUAAAAAUAAAGAUGUAUUGCUUUCAAGUCUUAGAGUGACAUGAAGUAGUCUUAACUGAAUAUUUUUUAGUUUAAUUAUUUGAACCAGUUGAUUGUACUAACUAGAUGUAAUUAUCAUAAGUAUUUAUGAUUAGCAUAUUGAUUUUUGUUAAGUACUUCUAAGUUAUUGAGGGUGCUUAAAAAAUACUGAAGAAACUUUUUAGGACAUGAUUCUUCCUUUAACUUUAUUUAUAUGAAUCUCAUAGCACAAGAUUUUUUAGAAAGUAAAACUAGCCCCAACUCCUAUCUUAAAUUAUCAUAGUUUUUGACUAUUAAUCUAAAUUAGGCUUAUCUAAAUUUCAUAUACAGAUUGGUAAUUUUUCAUUUUAUAUGCAUAUUAGAUGAUAAGACGCUAUUUUCAUAGAGUAUAUUUCUAUUCACAGACUACCUAAUCAUUAUUGGCUUGAUAUGGAUUCUUUCAAACCUUAUAAAAAUUUGAAAUGUAAUUUAUGUUUGAGCUUUUAAAAGUGUAUCUUAUUUAAGCAAGUUGCUGGCAUCCUUACCAGCCUUUCCCUAUGUAAUUAUAAUGCAUGUGAUGCCACUGAACAGUAAUAACAUAAAGAACAGGACCCACGGUCUAGACUAUGUUGAGUUUUAAUUAAACUUUUUCAGUCAUAACCUGAUAAGAAUCAGGCUGGGUCUAGAAGUUAAACUGCGGGGCUGUAUUAAUUUCAUGAGCCAAUGUUAAUGCUUACUUCCAGCCUGCAUAGCAGUGCCAGUUUGCAGCCGUGAUUGUGUGUGUGACUUUUGGUAACUACUGUUUAUAUGUGAAGCAGCUCAGAUGUUAUGGAAGUAGCUCAUGAUUAUUUGGACAAGCAGGGUAAGUAAAUUUAAGUUACGUUUGAAAAAGUGCAAUUAAGGAAAUCCGAGAGCAGAAUGCUCUUUCCAGGAAAAAAGUGAAGUGCUUGUAGAAGAAUAUCCUAGCAUGACAACUCUUUUGAACAUACAGAGAAUUUUGACAGGGUUCAUACAGUGGGAAUUUUUUAAUUCGCGGUUUGCUACUUUGUGUCGAUUUAGAACUUCAAGGAAGGAUGGGAGGGAGGCUCAAAGGGAGGGGAUAUGGGGACGGGUGUGCAUAUGGCUGAUUCGCUUUGUUGGGCAACAGAAACGAACACAGUAUUGUGAAACAAUCAUACUCCAAUAAAGAUGUAUUAAAAAAAAGACUGAAGAAAAAAAAUAAAAUUUCAAGGAAGGAAUAGGAACAUUCUAGCCAAGGAGAACUGCGUAUUUAAUUUUUGCUGCUAAUUUAAGCAUGCAUUUUUCACAGCUAAAAGUCCUUUUUAAGUUUUGUUGCAAAGAAAGUCCAUUUUUCUAGACAGAUAACAUUUUCCUAAGAUGGAAAAAAACAGAUCCACUAAAAAAACAAAAACACCUUAAUUAAUUGUGCCUUUUCUCUUGAAUUGUAGGACUAAUAAUUAGUCAAAAACUUGUUUAAACUGUGUUUUUUCCCUAAUUCCUCUCAUUUUUCCUUAAAUCUGUCCUCCACAAACAGUCACAUUGUUUGCUUUUGCCUGUUUGUUUUCAGGUUCCUUUGGCCAGACCUCACUAUCAUUGUCAGAAAUUGUUCACUAAAUGUGUUUUUCUGUUUGUUUUAUGUUGCUUCACUUUUUAAGUCGCCUUGGUAAAAGUUUGGCUGCCUUUUCAUGUUUUUAAAAUGAAUGCAAUGAAUAGCAGUCUUUAUAUUUCGACCCUUUAAAAAGUUUGUAAAGGAAAGAAAUAAUGCAGAGCAAAGAACAAAAUCUAAUUUUGAAUCUGAUUCUCAGUUUGGCUGCUUGACAGCAGCAAGUCAUUUAACCUCAUUUAGUUUUUUCAUCUACAAAAUGUGGAUAAUAACCUACCUCACAGAUGUGUGUGAGAAACUGAAGGCCCUUGUUUAAAAUACAGGCUUUAUCAUCAUAUUUAAUGUAAAUCCCUUCCUUUUUUUUAAUAGAUAUCUUUGAUACUGAUAGGAUGAGUAUCUUCAUUUUAGGUAAGUCUUAUGUGGUAAGAAUAUAGUGGUAAAAAUGUUUAAAAGACCACAGUUUUACAAAUUAUGGUAUUCUUAUUUUAAGGGACUUUUAAAAUUUCUUGAAAGUAUUGAAUAUCCAAAUAUCAAAUUUGUCUUUUGUUGCAACAGAUAUUCAGAACUUCUUAAACUGUUGGCUGAAGAUGCCUUAAUGUACCAAAAUACAGCUUUCUCUCCAGACUAUUCACAAAUAUCUAUGGUUGUAUGAUGUUUUGAGUGUUUAAUGUAAAAUUGUUAGAGAACUGUGAACUCUAAGCAUAGUAAUCUUAAUGUUGUUUUAGGAAGAAUGUUUGUGUUCUGUAUCAUGUAUGCUUAAAUAUCAUACAGUGACUUUUGAGUGCAACAAACAAAACUGAAAGUUGACAGCCAUUAGGUUGUGUCCAUGACAAUCAUAAGAAAGUGUAAGAUUGGAUAUUAAUUGUUCAAAAAAUUUUCAAGAACACUUUGCAUUCAUUCUUUCUUAGCCCACCUUUGGAAAACAAAUCCCAUAGGCUGAUGCAUUUACCCACCGAAGCACUUGAUUACAUAUCUAUUAAAAUAAUUUUUUUAACUGUUGAAAUUGGGAUCAUUUUUCUAUAAUUCAUUUCAGGAAGAGGAAAAAAAAGACCAGACUCUUAGUGCUUUUGUGUUUUAAUAACCAUAGAUUCAAAGUUCAGUUUUGUUUGUUAUGUAUUUUUUGUGAGUGUUAAAUGAUCAGUGGGAAGAAUGUCUUCCAGCAACUGUGUGGUAAAGAUGUCUUCUUGAAUUACACAGCAUUUCAUAGUUACAGGUUCUCCCUAGUUAAUACUUGCACUGUACAAACUCAUAGGUAACAAACACAAAAGAGAAAAGCAGCCUGUCUGAUUACUUAUAAGCUUUUUUCAAAAAAUCAAAUUAAAGUCUCUGGUUAAUUUGAAA
Messenger RNA from Balaenoptera ricei (Rice's whale), 9376 nucleotides. RefSeq names its product protein kinase AMP-activated catalytic subunit alpha 2 (gene PRKAA2). The coding region runs from base 75 to 1733 and encodes 552 amino acids. NCBI's taxonomy places the organism in Eukaryota, Metazoa, Chordata, Mammalia, Artiodactyla, Balaenopteridae. The record is from RefSeq and is a predicted model, not a curated record. The transcript has 9 exons. Gene Ontology annotation, biological process: intracellular signal transduction; protein phosphorylation. Gene Ontology annotation, cellular component: cytoplasm. Gene Ontology annotation, molecular function: ATP binding; AMP-activated protein kinase activity.